Molecule: messenger RNA, 426 nt
Organism: Podospora anserina S mat+
Lineage: Eukaryota; Fungi; Ascomycota; Sordariomycetes; Sordariales; Podosporaceae
Exons: 3
Coding region: 1-426 (141 amino acids)
Biological process (GO): DNA repair
Molecular function (GO): catalytic activity
Source: RefSeq, a predicted model, not a curated record
AUGCCCCGCACCCCCGAAGCCCAAGCAUUCUUCUACGCGGUCUACGCCGCCGUCCAAGAAAUCCCCGAAGGCAAAGUCACCACCUACGGACACAUCGCGAAACUGAUAGGCACCCCCCAGCGACCCAGACAAGUAGGCACAGCCCUCAAGCACCUCCCCGCCGACACCUCCCUCCGGUACCAUCACGACAAUGUCCCCUGGCAGAGGAGUGUGGAACUGACGAGUCAAAGAUCACAGCCAGAUGGGGCUCGCAACCAAGCCGCAAGUUUGCAGGCUGAAGGCGUGGUCGUCGCAACAGGGGCACUUGGUGAACUGAUGGUAGACUUUGCAGAGUAUGGCUGGUUCCCACGACUGUUGCCCUCUGACGAGGCGGCGGGCGUGGUUCCAGAAAACAGUGAUGGCGACGGAGAGUCCAGUGAAGAAUAG